Zasmidium cellare ATCC 36951 is the source of this 414-nucleotide messenger RNA. RefSeq lists its product as uncharacterized. The record is from RefSeq and is a predicted model, not a curated record. NCBI's taxonomy places the organism in Eukaryota, Fungi, Ascomycota, Dothideomycetes, Mycosphaerellales, Mycosphaerellaceae. Bases 1 to 414 code for a protein of 137 amino acids. The transcript has 3 exons.
AUGCCACGCGUUCUUUACAGUCUAGGCGGGCACGGGCCACCCCGCCAAAACAUAAAUACUUUCGAAAUCCCCUCCAACUUCCUCUUCUUUCCUCUCCAGUCCAAGUGUGCCAAAACGCCUCGCUGUCGCGUCUCUCACCAACACCGAGACAGGCGCCAGUGUUCGCCUUUGAGUGCUCUCAUUGCUGGGAAAGAGAGAGGACCGCAUUUGACGACGUUGCUCGCCUUUGCCAGCGCCCAAAGUCGAGCCACUCUUUGUUAUCCCUGUCGCCGCGCCCUUCUCCAAAGCACCCAGACGAGCGCGUACCGCCACGACGAAGGUCCUGGUGUCUUUGCGUACGAACGCCUAUCCACAAACACAUCCGCCCUCACGAUCUCGAUCCCUCCCGCCGUCGCAAUAUCAUAUGCCAGCUAA